Diplodia corticola is the source of this 1386-nucleotide messenger RNA. RefSeq names its product inositol 5-phosphatase. Gene Ontology annotation, biological process: phosphatidylinositol dephosphorylation. NCBI's taxonomy places the organism in Eukaryota, Fungi, Ascomycota, Dothideomycetes, Botryosphaeriales, Botryosphaeriaceae. The transcript has a single exon. The record is from RefSeq and is a predicted model, not a curated record. Gene Ontology annotation, molecular function: phosphatidylinositol-4,5-bisphosphate 5-phosphatase activity. The coding region runs from base 1 to 1386 and encodes 461 amino acids.
AUGCUGCUCUACCUCGUCACCUUCAACCUCGCGCGGGCCCUCGUUGAUCCACAGCUGCUGGGCCAGACGCUGCUGGACGGCCUGCCGAACCGCGCGCCGUUGCCCGACGUCAUCGUCUGCAGCUUGCAGGAGGUGUCGCCCGUCGCCUACGCAUUCCUGGGCGGCUCGUAUCUGACGCCCUACUUUGAUCGCAUCGCGAAGAGCGUCAGCAUCGCCGCCAAGAAGCAUGCCGGCGACGAGCACGCCUACCGCAGCGUCGUCCUGCACCAUGUGGGCAUGACGGCCAUUGCGGUCUUUGCCAAGCCUGACGUCGCCGACCGCAUCAGAUGGAUGCAGACCGCAGCCGUCGGUGUCGGCUUCAUGGAGACGGGCCACAAAGGCGCCGUUGGCGUGCGCCUGGCGCUUGCAACGCAUGCCGACAGCGACGACGAGGUGGAAAUGACCUUCGUUGCCGCCCACCUGGCCCCGAUGGAGGACAGCGUGCCGCGCCGCCUGGAAGACUGGGAACACAUUGUCCGCAACCUCGUCUUCGAGCCCGCCGCAGAUCACGCCGCCUCCAAGACCGCGGGAGCAAGGGCAAUAGAGUCUGCAACAUCAGAAGCCGUUGCGCAGCAGGGCGAGCAGGAGCCGCUGAUAUCCCCUUCGUACGCCUCCGGACCCGCCUCCGCCCUACGCGGGCUGUACACCGCGACGUCGCACAUCUUCUUCGCCGGCGACCUCAACUUCCGCACCCACGAUACAGGCCCAGCCCCGGACGACCACUGCACCCGCUUCCCGCAGCCGCAUCACCCGGAAGACUCGCCGCAGCACUACUUGCGCCUGCUGGCCACCGACCAGCUCAACCGCGAGCGCCGCGCCGGCCGCAUCCUCCAAGGCUUCUCCGAACUCGACAUCGCCUUCCCACCCACCUACAAGUACUCGACGCACCUCCGCCCGGAUCCGACCACCAACCCAACGCCAUCUCCCGACCAGGCCUGGGCCUGGGCCAAGCACCGCUGGCCCAGCUGGUGCGACCGCAUCCUCUUCCUGCCGCCGCCUCCCCAACCCUCUUCAUCUCCUUCAUCCCCCUCCUUCUCCCCGCUCAAGUACACCUCUCUCCCCCUCCUCCCAUCGUCCGACCACCAACCCGUCGCGCUCGCCCUCGAGGUCUCCACCGACGUGCCCCUCGCCCCUCCCGCAAAAGACGCCAGUGACGACGACGUGCGGACGCACCCGCCGUUCCCGCUCAAUCCUGACUGGAGGGCGCGUCGGGACGCGGCGCGCAGACGCGAGAUCGCGUUCGGCGUGCUGGCGUAUCUGACGUGGACGUACGAGGGGAACGCGGUGCUGCUGGCGCUGGUGGUGGGUGCGUUGAGCGUGAGCGCCAUCGCGAAGAGCUUCAGUUGA